Molecule: messenger RNA, 6214 nt
Organism: Oncorhynchus gorbuscha (pink salmon)
Lineage: Eukaryota; Metazoa; Chordata; Actinopteri; Salmoniformes; Salmonidae
Product: zinc finger protein 652-like
Exons: 6
Coding region: 868-2829 (653 amino acids)
Biological process (GO): regulation of transcription by RNA polymerase II
Cellular component (GO): nucleus
Molecular function (GO): DNA-binding transcription activator activity, RNA polymerase II-specific; RNA polymerase II cis-regulatory region sequence-specific DNA binding
Source: RefSeq, a predicted model, not a curated record
GAUAGAAGACGAAAAAAUUGUGGCGCGCCUACCCAACCCAGACAGCGGCCUGCCUGUCAGUGCCUGGGAUGAGCGAGAGUCAGUAACGUUAGUGCGAGCGAGACCUUGGCUGGGCCACGUAGCGAUGGAUCUACAGUAGCACCGAGUCUACCACAACAUAUCAGUGUCAUACAUUCUAAAAAUGCAUUAGUAAACACAUUUUCAAUCGAGCAUGCAAUAGGAUUAUCAAACAGUGGUGAACUGCAACAGUAUAGUUGGCUCUUUUUGUGCGUCUGCAGCACUCCAGAAUCCCUGCAACUCUGAUUGCACGAAAUGAGAAAGAGGGCGCUCUCACCGAAGGCGGCAGAUUGCAGAUGGCUCCUGAAACGAGCCACAGAAGUUCUGACUGCAGCUCAACGUCCGGCGUGAAGCUCACCCUCAAGGUAGAAGCUUAAAGACUGAAGCCCUAACGGACAAUAUAACACUGACAGCCUCGAGUGAGAGACUAACCUGAGAGGCUUCAUCUGCGGAGAGACCAAAACCUCAUCGAGGUUGAAGAGCAGACACCCCAGCUUCCAGAGAAGCUUUGAGAUUCAAGCUCAACAGAAGCCUAAGCUUGUAGCAGAAUGCCACUCACGGUCUGUCCUCAGCCUUUGUCCUGUGGUGAGCAUGGAUCCCCUGUUUGAAUCUGGGUGACGCUUUCUUCCCUUCGCCCCUUCCUCCUUCCUGUCUCCUCAGUGGCGGGAGGGGUGGGGGAUUGCUACCGUUCCCCCUGCCCCUCCUUACAACAUAGCGAGGUUACUCUCACAGUUUAAGAAUAGCAUCACUGCUAACAAACCUCUGGCUGAGCUUCAACUAGCACUACUACAGUCUUCCCCUCCCACACACAUGAAAUCCUGCCAGAGCCUGAAGGGAGAGGUGUCCAGCCCAGGUGGGAUGUCACAGGAGGGGCGCAGAACGCAGCAGGUAACCCAGUCCUACUACCACACCCCCGCCCCAGACCUGGACCUAACGGGCAAGCUGUACAAGCGGGAGGGCGGGGGCAAGCCUUACUCUGUGCUAGUGGACAACAAGAUGACAGCCAAGACCCCCAUGGGUGACCAGACUCCCAGUCAGCUGUCCCCGCAGCAUGUUACCUCCCCCCAGCAGCAGUACUACAGAGAGGGGACAGUAGGGCAGGAGGGGGGCGCGCAGGGGGCCCAGGCAGGCAAUGGGGGCACCUCCGAGGACUCAGAGGAAGAGGAGGAGUCAUUCAAUCGGGAGCAGAUCAUCGUGGAGGUCAACCUGAACAAUCAGACACUUAACGUAUCAAAGGGGGACAAGUCCGCCCCCCAAACCGAUGCCUCAGAGAGACACUGCAACGAGGAGGAGGAGGAGGAAGAAGAAGAUGAGGAAGAUGUGGAAGAAGAUGAAGUUGAAGAGGAGGAAGAAAUAGAGAGUCGUAGAACGAGAGCCAAGAGGGCUCGGCGUGGGGUGGUCCCCGCUACCAGCCAGUCCCGGAGGAAGACCCAGUGCACCGCUCUGAGCACCACCGGCAUGACCACCAGGGGCCGACGGAAGAAGACCACCCAGCCACCCAAGAGGACACGCCGGACUGCCAGGGAGGGCAAGGGGACCCCCUCAGCUGGCUCUGCCACAGGGGAUAAAGCGGAUGGGGAGGAGCGGGAGACGCUGGCGUGUGAGAAGUGCCCCCGUGUCUUCAACACCCGCUGGUACCUGGAGAAGCACAUGAAUGUCACACACAGACGCAUGCAAAUCUGUGACAAGUGUGGCAAGAAGUUUGUCCUGGAGAGUGAGCUGGCCUUACACCAGCAGACUGACUGUGAAAAGAACAUCCAGUGCGUCUCCUGCAACAAGUCUUUCAAGAAGCUGUGGUCGCUGCACGAGCACAUCAAGAUCGUGCACGGCUACGCAGAGAAGAAGUUUGCCUGUGAGAUCUGUGACAAGAAGUUCUACACGAUGGCUCAUGUCCGCAAGCACAUGGUUGCUCACACUAAAGACAUGCCGUUCACCUGUGAGACCUGUGGCAAGUCGUUCAAGCGCAGCAUGUCCCUGAAGGUUCACUCGCUGCAGCACUCUGGGGAGAAGCCCUUCCGCUGUGAGAACUGUGCUGAGAGGUUCCAGUAUAAGUACCAGCUACGCUCCCACAUGAGCAUCCACAUCGGACACAAGCAGUUCAUGUGUCAGUGGUGUGGCAAGGACUUCAACAUGAAGCAGUACUUUGACGAGCACAUGAAAACACACACAGGAGAGAAGCCAUUCAUCUGUGAGAUCUGUGGGAAGAGCUUCACCAGCCGGCCCAACAUGAAGCGCCACCGCCGCACCCACACAGGAGAGAAGCCCUACCCCUGCGAGUUGUGCAGCCAGCGCUUCCGCUUCUCCAACAUGCUCAAGGCCCACAAGGAGAAGUGCUUCCGGGUCACCAGCCCUGUGACCCUGCAGGCCAGCAGCCUCCCCCUGCCUCUCCACCUCUCUGUCACCUCCUCCUCUGGCCCCGGCCCGGGCCUCGCCCCCUUAGCUGCCACCACCUCCGCCCCUCUGGGCCUCAGCCCGACAGGGGGGGCUCUUCCCCCUCGCGCACCCGUGGGCCACCCCACCUUCUCCCAUCUGCACAUGACCCCCUCUCACCAUCUCCCUCACCACCAAACGUCGCAACAACAGCAGCACCACCCCGGCACGCCCCUGCAAGCACUCCCUCUGCCCCACCACCUCCUGCCUGUGCCCCCCGUCUCCCCUCCCCCCGCGCUCUUCAAGAGCGAGCCUCUCACCCACUGUGGGCAGGAGGACAGCAGCUACCUGCGUUACAUGGCACCGCAGGACAAGGGGCCUGGGGCUCCCCAGCAUCACUGAACCCUAUGUGGGCUCCAGGCCUGCCUGCCACACCUCGAUUACCCCCACCCCAACUCUCCCUGGCCCCUGGUGUAGAGCGGCCCCUCGAAGACUGAUAUGAACAAGACACUCAGAGCUCAGUACACCAGUGUGUGAGGGAUACAGACAGGUACACUUUCAGUCUACACUUUAGAUAAGUGAGUGACCCACUUAGCUAGAAACCCAGGUCAACUGACACAGAUUUUACAACCUCUUGCUCAUAUCUUUUCUUGUGAAAAUAUUCUUAGAAAAUCCUGUAUUCUAAGACAACCUGCCUCCCAUGGUAGAAGGCUGUGUGUGUACCGGUAUGUGAGUUAUCCCUUGUUUGUGUCCAUUUUAUCCUCUCCACUAAUGGUUGCUAAUGCCAUUAUUCUGCUAGUGGUUCCUUAUUCAGGUAGCGGAUCAGAACAGAUCCAUUUCAUCAACUUAGUCCUUCACGUCAACUGACUUAAACAACGGUUGCACAGUUCUGGGGGAGUUGUAAGUCCUAAGGCUGACCCGUAGGACCAUGGGGUCACCGAGUUCUCGUUGAAUGUUUACCAUCCUGGUGCCAACUGGGUUUCCCAUUGUCUCCUGAGGCAUUCCACACUGGCUCUACCAGCAGUAGGCCAGGAAUCACUGCCACAGGUCACAGUGGCGAGGUUAGAAAAUGGCUGUUAGUGCUACUACUAGUCUGUUGCGACAAAGAUUCUGGUUAAUUGGUGCUUUCCAUUGCAGUACUACACACUUCUAUACACAGGCUAGAUCUCGUAACAUCUGGAGUGUACUGUAACAGAGUGGGAUUGUUUGUGUUGUUGUGAUGCAGUUCUGGGAAUUGUCUUCUUGACUGACAUACAGCCUUCGUACAUGUGUACACACACACACACACACACACACACACUUCAAAAAGCAGUAUGACAUCACUGGUCUCACUUCACACAAAAUGCUUGUCAAGGGAUUCUGAUGUUUUUUUGUGUAUUUUCUUUUUUUGUCUUCUGUCAUCAAAACAGUUAAAUACUGCCACUGUGACGGGUCCUCACAUACGACCCAACCUGGACCUCGCGUCUCUCUCCUCUCUCUCUCGCUUUCUUUCUCUAUCUCUUUCUUUCUCCGUCUCUCGCUCCUCUGUCUCUCUCCCGCUGCUGCUGCCGAGAUGAUGAUGAUGAUGAUGAUGAUGAUGAUGAUGGGUCACCCUGUAAAAGGCCAUGAGAACACAUUCAGAAGUUCUGACUUUUUCAGCACAACUCAUAACUGAAAAAUAUGUAUUUUUCCCCAACCAGCCUAUAUUCCACAGCUUGGUGUGAACCAGCCUAUAUUCCACAGCUUGGUGUGAACCAGCCUAUAUUCCACAGCUAGGUGUGGAGCAUGACACUUGUUUGUAAUGUAACAGUUUGUUCUCUUAGUUUUAGGUUACACAAACAUUGAAACAUUGAGGCCCUAUCGCCCACGUUGGCAAAUAAUGAUGAAUCAAAACACGUUGAAUGUUGCCUAGACGGAGGGAUAUUGGCUAACAGUUUAGCAAUCAAAUAUGUUAUUUUCGAGUAAUAAUUUCUUGAAAUAUGCUACAUUCGGUUUCAGACUGACUAAUUGUUCUCACCUCGCUCUGAACAUACUGUUGAGUGAUAGUCAUAGGAAAGGUUGGAGGAUUAUGUCUAACAUGCGCUUCAAUUUCUCGUGUAGAUACAUUUAUUCAAGUUGUAUAUUUACUCAAAGAAAUCACAUUGGUAUAUGUAACCUUUUUGUGUGUGUGUGUGUGAAUGUUCCCGCUGUCCCAUUUUAUGAUGUUCUGACAGUCCGGUUGUUCUUGGUGUUGAUGGAUGACAGAGAUUCUGUCUUGUGGGACUGUUGAUAGUGGGUUGCAGGAUGUUGUCCGCCGCCCCUUCACCCUGUCUGGGACUGUUCUCAGAUCAGAAUGAGUGGUGAGGAGCAACAUGUCUCAGUAAUGGCUAAAUGGAGGCCCUCUGGUGCUGUUGUACAAAAGCUGCUUUACAUAGAGUCUCUGGGUCUCUCCCUCUAUGCACACACCCUGCUGAAGCCAUGCCAUCUCUUGAAGGGGUUGCUGGGGGUGAUUUGCACACAAGAAUAUGUCUGAUAUAUGUUUGUGGAUUAACACAAUAGGUAUAGCGUAGUAGUGGAUCAGGUUAGUGUGUUUGCAUAUCGGGAGAAACUGAAGAGGAACAAUAGCAGGCCAUGAGCAAGGCCCAUUGAAUUUGGUUUAACAGUGGACAGAGAUACCCACCCUGUAGAGAGCUACAACCAUUCUGCCGUCACUGUGGGUCUGUUAGUAGGGCCUCUGUAUCGGCUUAACCAUGAGUUACUUAGUGUUUUUCACGAUGUUUCACUAUGAGUUGUUUUUUUGUUACUUUAGUUUUGAAAAGCUUAUUCAUUUGUGUGUCCUCUGCACUUUACUGCUGCGUGAGUGAGGCGCAGUGAAGGGAGGGACUGACGACGCUUUGUGGGGAGUGAGUGAGGCGCAGUGAAGGGAGGGACUGGCGACGCAUUGUGGGAGUGAUUGAGGCGCAGUGAAGGGAGGGACUGGCGACGCUUUGUGGGAGUGAGUGAGGCGCAGUGAAGGGAGGGACUGGCGACGCAUUGUGGGAGUGAGUGAGGCGCAGUGAAGGGAGGGACUGACGACGCAUUGUGGGAGUGAGUGAGGCGCAGUGAAGGGAGGGACUGACGACACAUUGUGGGAGUGAGUGAGGCGCAGUGAAGGGAGGGACUGACGACGCUUUGUGGGAGUGAGUGAGGCGCAGUGAAGGGAGGGACUGACGACGCAUUGUGUGAGUGAGUGAGGCGCAGUGAAGGGAGGGACUGACGACGCAUUGUGGGAGUGAGUGAGGCGCAGUGAAGGGAGGGACUGACGACGCAUUGUGGGAGUGAGUGAGGUGUCGGGUGCAUGGAGGGAGGUGAUUGGUUUGGUGAGUGGCUGUUUGGGCAAGGAAAAGGAGGAGAAUCAAUCUGGACGUGGAGAGUGUGGAAGGGACCAUGGCAUAAGGAAAUGUUUUGUUUAGUUCAUACAUUUGUUUAUUAUUUCCUGUAAGGAAAUAGACUGGCUCUAAUAUGGACUCCCAAAGAGUGAUCGAGUAGUGUUGUUCCUCCUGCUUUGGCGAUUCUUACACUAGCCCCUCCCUGCUUCAUCUGAUCUGAAAUACAUUGAGGUGUUUGUCUGCCUCAUAUCUAGUUUCCUCUUUUGUUGUGUAACAUUUUCUCUUCCGAUUUACUGUAUGAUUCUCCUCCUUUCAUAUCUGUAAUAUAGAAUGCACUUUCCACUAAAAUCCUGGCUAGUUACGAAAAAUAGCAAUGUAUAUUCUUUAAAGGUGUAAAAAAAAAAAAAAAAAAAAAAUCAAUAUACUUUUUCCCCUCGUGUAUUUUUAACCACUUAAUGUAG